Alternaria infectoria is the source of this 714-nucleotide messenger RNA. RefSeq lists its product as uncharacterized. The record is from RefSeq and is a predicted model, not a curated record. Lineage: Eukaryota; Fungi; Ascomycota; Dothideomycetes; Pleosporales; Pleosporaceae. Bases 1 to 714 code for a protein of 237 amino acids. The transcript has 2 exons.
AUGGCGGGAACCGGACUUCAACCAUUGAACAUUUUCCUUAUAGUUUUCCCUUUUGUUGUGUCUGCCACUAUCGUGGCUAUCAGGACAUGGAAGAAGAUCAAGGAGCGCCAGUUGGCUAUUGGUAUGGCACCGUUCCGCAUGAGUCAAUGGCGCUACAUUAACAACGCGACAUACAACCAAAUCCUUGGUCUCGUCAAAAUCUCGUUCCUAAUCACGUUGCUAAAGCUACGCUCAACGAAUCGGCUCAUUAUCGCAAGCAUAUGGACUCUGAUUGCCGUGAACAUAGCCUUCAUUUUCGCCGCCUUUCUUGCACACAUCUUCCGAUGCCAGCCCAUCAACAAGUACUGGCAGGAUGUUCCUGGUCAUUGCCAUAACAACACACAAUACAUCUUCGGUGUGAUCGCCGUCACCAUUGCCACGGAUGUUCUUGUGGCAUUGAUUCCAGCAUGGAUACUCUACGAUAUCCGUAUGCCUUCGAAGGUCAAAUUAGAAGUCAUUGUAUUUCUCUCUCUCCCAAUUGCAGUUACGGCAAUCGGCUGCUAUCGACUACAUCGCUUCGUCCUCGUCUUCAGCUUGCCUAAAGGCACACUCGAGGACCCUUACAACGUGAGGAACGCACUUACAAGCGUUGAGGGUAAUCUUGGUGUGAUCGCUGCUUGCGGGCCCACUAUCAAAUGGAUCUUGGUGAGUUACAACGGGUACCCCUGCACGUAA